Messenger RNA from Acanthoscelides obtectus, 312 nucleotides. The record is from the annotation of a GenBank genome assembly. NCBI's taxonomy places the organism in Eukaryota, Metazoa, Arthropoda, Insecta, Coleoptera, Chrysomelidae.
AUGGAAUCAUCCGCGUCCGGUUCAGGAGAAUCGCAAACUCAAAAAAGAAGUGUUAUUUGGAUGCAUUUCACCAAUAUAUCGGAAGCUAAUGCAAAGUCUAAUCUUUGUAAAAAUAUUUAUUCCCAUAAAAAUGGAAACAUUAGCAAUUUAAGGAAGCAUUUGAAGACUAAAGAUCCGACUCUUUCAUUGGAAGGAGAAAGGGCAAAACGGCGGGUGGAAGACGAAAAUAUGCCUAGGUGCAAAAAGAACUUAGUUUCAGCGUACCUACAGCCAACGAACCAGACGUCACACAACGACGAGUUUAAAAUAUAA